UCCAUUUUAGGCCCACGUUCUUCAUCUCCAAAAUUAUAUUUACGCCGUCUUCGUUUUUCAUCACAGCUUUGCAAGAUUUGAAGCUCAAAUUCAUACGGUAAAACAAUAUUGGAGGAGAAAUAAAUAUUCUCUUCAAGGAUAGAUCCCUCGACCAUUCGUCAAUGGCUUCCAUGUUAGCUCGGAAAUCUCUCCAAGCACUUCGCGCUCAACCGCUGGCUGGAGCAGGACACAUUCUGCAGGGUUCAAAUUAUUAUGGGCUGCGAAUUAGUUCACAUCCAAUGUCCACACUGAAAGAAGACGAGGAAAGAGAGACACUUGCAAAGGAGAUGUCGAAGGAUUGGAGCUCUAUUUUUGAGCGGAGCAUAAAUACAUUAUUUCUGACUGAAAUGGCUCGGGGUAUGUCGCUCACACUCAAGUACUUCUUUGAGAAAAAAGUAACGAUCAAUUAUCCAUUUGAAAAGGGUCCUUUGAGCCCUCGAUUUCGUGGGGAGCAUGCCCUUCGACGUUAUCCAUCCGGAGAGGAGCGUUGCAUUGCAUGUAAGCUCUGUGAAGCGAUUUGUCCAGCACAAGCCAUUACAAUUGAGGCUGAGGAACGAGAAGAUGGCAGCCGUAGGACUACCAGGUAUGACAUUGACAUGACAAAAUGCAUUUACUGUGGAUUCUGCCAAGAGGCAUGCCCUGUUGAUGCUAUCGUUGAAGGACCUAACUUCGAAUUUGCAACGGAAACUCAUGAGGAACUUUUGUACGACAAGGAGAAGCUGCUCGAGAAUGGGGACAGAUGGGAAACUGAGAUUGCAGAGAACCUUAGAUCUGAAAGCUUGUACCGUUGAUCAGUUCAAUAAUCUACGACCCUAUCUAUCCCUAUUUGCUGAUUCAUGAGUAUUCUCCAGUUUGAAAAUAAAGGAGGGAGCGAUCUCAUGGAGUUUUGGUGGUGUUUUUACAUUUUGUUUUGAAGUCCGGAGGAGCUUCAUAAACAUGUUUUUAUAUGUUCUGCUUUUUUGUUACCUCACAUUUAAUGUUGUUGAUUAUUUACCUUAAUAGGGCAAGAAGUGGGCACUCUCAAAUGGU
Messenger RNA from Telopea speciosissima, 1068 nucleotides. RefSeq names its product NADH-ubiquinone oxidoreductase subunit 8. Bases 162 to 830 code for a protein of 222 amino acids. Lineage: Eukaryota; Viridiplantae; Streptophyta; Magnoliopsida; Proteales; Proteaceae. Gene Ontology annotation, biological process: mitochondrial respiratory chain complex I assembly; mitochondrial electron transport, NADH to ubiquinone. The record is from RefSeq and is a predicted model, not a curated record. Gene Ontology annotation, cellular component: membrane. The transcript has 9 exons. Gene Ontology annotation, molecular function: 4 iron, 4 sulfur cluster binding; NADH dehydrogenase activity.